CACAAAAAAUUCAAUAAUGAGUGCACUGCAAAGCCGACCUCCAAACCCGACCCUCAACCCAUACCCGAACCCAAAUCCAAACCCAAAAGCUGCUCCACUUCCGAAUACUAAGUCUCUGACGUUCGAUCAAGUCUCCAAGUUCUUCUCCUUGCCCCUCUCCGAUGCUGCUGACACUCUUGGUGUUUGUCCUAGUGUCUUAAAGAAAAUAUGCCAUGAGAAUGGUCUAGUGAGAUGGCCACAUCGGAAGUUCCUUUCUGGGAAGAGUAUUGAACAAAUUAAGGAGGAUGCUGCUAGGGCAAAAAACAAGCUACUAAAUGAAGUGCCGAAAGAUGCUGGUCAAGGCAGUGAUGCUUUAGCAAAUUCAACAGUGUCAUUGCUUGCGGGCACGGGCACUCAGCUUCAAAAUAAAACAACUGUGGCAGAAGUUUCAAAAGCACAAUCUGUCAUGCAGCUCCAAGGAAACAAGAACCCCCAAAUCGGGAGUCCGCCAAAGUUGACUGGGUUAAACUUGACAAAAGGAACUUCAACCAAUGAAGAUGAGUUUAAAUAUGGAUUUCCCUCACACGGCUUGUCAACUGUUUCAUAUAAAUGGUGGGGGAACAGCAGUAACAGUGGUAGCAAGGACACCCCAGGUACUGCCAAGGACGAGACACAAGGAAAUAGAAAAUCUCCUGUAAACUCAGCAAAUGGGAGUACCCUUGCUUCAAGAACAGAUGGACAAAAAUGUGAAAAUGAGGCACGAGAAAGCAGCACCGAUUCUCCGGGAGAAGGAGUGCUCUCCUCUUUGAGGAAAAGAGCUGCUACGGAAGGGCACAAGGCGUUGAAACUUGGUGCUCACCGCAGAUAUGUUAUGGAACUUGAUCAAACAAAAAGAUCAGUACUUCAACAGAUAUUCAAAUCCUCACUGCCAAGUGAAUGGGGAGAUGACUCUUUGUAGCUUUGAUAGUCGGACUACUUUUGGAUAUUAUUGUUGUUUUAACUGCACUUCUGGUUGUACUACAAAAAGGUUCUGGUAACUUGAUGUUCUGCUAAAGUAGAUAGAUUAGAUUCAGGCUUCAAGAAUCCAGUAUUAAUACAAGAUCGGUCACCUACUUUUGCCGAAUGAUA
Coffea eugenioides is the source of this 1107-nucleotide messenger RNA. RefSeq names its product protein NLP2. The coding region runs from base 17 to 937 and encodes 306 amino acids. The transcript is spliced from 4 exons. Gene Ontology annotation, molecular function: DNA-binding transcription factor activity. The record is from RefSeq and is a predicted model, not a curated record. NCBI's taxonomy places the organism in Eukaryota, Viridiplantae, Streptophyta, Magnoliopsida, Gentianales, Rubiaceae.